Molecule: messenger RNA, 555 nt
Organism: Ceratotherium simum simum (southern white rhinoceros)
Lineage: Eukaryota; Metazoa; Chordata; Mammalia; Perissodactyla; Rhinocerotidae
Product: interferon beta
Biological process (GO): defense response
Cellular component (GO): extracellular region
Molecular function (GO): cytokine receptor binding
Source: RefSeq, a predicted model, not a curated record
AUGACCAACAGGUGUAUCCUCCAGAUGGCUCUCCUGCUGUGUUUCUGCACCGUGGCUCUUUCCAGGAACUACAACUUGCUUCGGUCCCAACUAAGAAGCAGCAAUUCGGCAUGUCAGAAUCUCCUGCGGCAGUUGAAUGGGACCUAUUGCCGCGAGGACAGAAUGAACUUCGAGGUCCCCGAGGAGAUUGAGCAACCACAGCAGUUGCAGAAGGAGGACGCCGUGUUGGUCAUCUAUGAGAUGCUCCGGCAGACCUUAGGUAUUUUCAGAAGAAAUUUCGCUAGCACUGGCUGGAAUGAGACCAUCGUCGAGAGGCUCCGUGCGGAAGUCCACCUGCAGAUGGACCGUCUGGAGACAAACGUGGAUGAAAUAACGGAGAAGGAAAACUUCACCUGGGAAAACACGCCCGUUCCGCACGUGAGGAAAUAUUACGCACGGAUCGUGCAGUACCUGAAGGCCAAGAAGUACAGCCGCUGUGCCUGGACAACAGUCCAAGCGGAAAUCCUCAGGAACUUUUCCUUCCUUACCGGACUCCUAGAUUACCUCCAAAACUGA